AUAAAAAAAUAUAAUAAUUACAAUAUGCAAACAGCGUAAAAAUCCCCUGUACAGAAAUGGUCCAGUGUUUGGGGCGACAGAUGCUCUAGAUUUGUCCUUCACGCUUCUUGCAUGUUUUGGGACAAUUGGAAAGUGACAAUCUUUUGAAAACGUUAAGAGCGCUACUUAAACUACCAUUAUGAAUGUAGUUCUGUGAAAAUGUCUUCGAAAUUUGUGGAAUUUAGCAUCUAUGGAAAGUUAUACUUUCUUUGGAUUUUAUGUUUUGUGAAAUUAUCCAAGGGAACAUCUAUUACACUUACCUGUUCUGCAGGAUGGGUUUUGUCGGGAACUAUGUGCUACAGACUAUAUGGCCAAGAUACCCUCACCAGCUCUACGUGGGACAAUGCAUAUCGGGUGUGCAAGGGCAAUGGUGCAGAGAUGGUAACCAUUGACGACUACUUCACCAAUCAGAAUGUCUGUGAUUUUGCGUCAGCACGGAAUUCCAACAAGUUUUGGACAGGAAUGAGUGAGAAGGGUAUUACCACUCAAAAUGGAGUGGCCAUGACUUGGAACAUGAAUGUUGCAGCAUCCAUUUAUCAGGGACAAUGGUCGGUGAAGAACCCAGAUAAAGCUCACGGAGAUUGUGUCUACAUAGAGAAGAAAGAUGGAGAGUAUGUUUGGACUAUAAACAGCUGUCUGAUGAAGAUGGCAUUCGUAUGCCAAAGAACUCCCUGUCUACCUCAGAGUUUUCACUGUGACAAUGGUCGCUGUGUUAACUCCAACUGGCGCUGUGAUGGCGUGGAUGACUGUGGAGAUUUUUCGGAUGAAGUGGAAUGUGCAGAAAGAUGUACUUUCUUGCUAGACACUGCUAGCUCUGGAAGAAUCCAAUCUCCAAACCACCCCUCAAACUACCUACCUUCCAGAGUGUGCACAUGGACAAUAGUUGGACCAGAAGGGUCCAAUAUUUAUUUAGAGUUUACAUCCUUUAACACGGAGAAAGACACAGACAUUGUGGAGGUCCUUAUUGGGGGCCGUACGGAGUCCACCGCCCGCUCUGUGGCCCGCUUGUCAGGACAGCCUAGUCUCUCAACGGCCAGAUACAGAAGCUACAACAACUUCAUGAUCAUCCGAUUCUCCACAGAUUCCCAGACAGAGAAAGUGGGCUUCACAGCCAAUUACAAUAGCUCACGAGAUAGUUAUCCCAGAGAGUUGUACAUGACCGCUAGAACCACAGUCAGUACCUUGGAACCUCCUCUAUUUAGCUCUCAUGGAAGUAAUGCAUACCUGGGAAAUCGGGACUACGUGUGGAUUAUUAAAGCUGAGGAACGACAGAAAAUAGUUACCCUAGAGAGAAUGAAAAUUGACCUGACAGGAGAUGACGUGAUAGAGAUUCAUGAUGGAGACUCGGGCAAUGCCCCUCUCCUGGAGAAGUAUACGUCCAGUAACAACGACGAUGUGGACCUCCCUCUCUCCCAGUCAGAGCCCAUCAUGGGGAAGAGGUUCGUGUUCUCCACAAGCAAUGUGAUGUACGUCAUCAUGAGGACCAGUGGUUCUACGUCAGGCACUGGGUUUUCCUUCCAGUUCAAACAAGGAUGCGUUGCUAGAUACACUGUGGAUGCAGGGGAGAUAACCAGUCCAGGAUAUCCUAAUGUGAAUUAUGCCAAUUUCCAGACAUGUACUUGGACUAUAGAUAUACCUAGUGGCAAAGGGGUCAAGGUUAUGUUGGAUAGAUCAAAGGGCUUCGAAAUUGCUGAUAAUGAGGACUUCAUUCAGCAAUGA
Molecule: messenger RNA, 1758 nt
Organism: Magallana angulata
Lineage: Eukaryota; Metazoa; Mollusca; Bivalvia; Ostreida; Ostreidae
Product: tolloid-like protein 1
Exons: 11
Coding region: 199-1758 (519 amino acids)
Molecular function (GO): protein binding
Source: RefSeq, a predicted model, not a curated record